AAGGGCGAAAAAGUGUAAAAACUCGUGAAAAUAUCCAUCGAGACAGCGUGAAAAGGGGUGAAAGGUAUUGUGCGACAGCCACACUGUUGACAGAUCGUGCGUGCGAUGGCUAUAUCAAGCUGGAUGCUGCGAAAUAGAAGUAUGCGGUCGAAAGGACGACCGCCGGAGGAUUGCUACAAGUUGAAUGCCGCAAAGAGUGACGCAGAGAAUGCCUUCGACAUCUACCAGGCGCUCAGCUUCCGUGCCACCAGCGAGCACAAGCGUCUCAACCUCCUGAAUGCCCUCGUGAAGCUGUUACAGCAAGUCAGGGAGCCACAAUCCCUUGGCUUCUCCGUGGAGGACUUCCUCUACUGCAUUUCCCCCAGCCUCGUGCAUCCGUUCACACAAGUCCGGGCAGCUGCGCUCAGAGCCGUGCGACACCUCAUGUCCAGUCCGAAGGAUGUCCAGUCCUUCAACGACCUGCAGCUGUCGCACCUCGUGUGCCGGAGUCUGGACAUUGUGCUGAAGAACGAGGAGGAGCGCGUGCAGGCGCUGAAGCUGAUCCGCCGGAUGCUGAGCCUGGCGUCGCACCUCAUCAGUCCCGUGAUCGUGCGGUGUCUCGUGUCGCUGGUGGAGAGUGGCAGCGAGGAUGGCGACCGGAUGCUGCGCUCCUGUCUGGCCGUGCUGUGCGAGUUCGGAGUCCUCAAUCCCGUGCUGCUGAUCGUGUGCGGCGGCGUGAGCGCGAUCACGCGCAACCUCCUCGAGUGCCACAGUCCGCGCAUCGCGGAGAGCCUGUGCGGCGUGCUGCUGCACCUGCUCGAGUGGCCCCACACGCGCAACAUCGCCGGCGUGCGCCUCGAGUGCCUGGCGGCGCCCUACUGUGACUUCACAUACCGGCUGGGCAUCAUGGAUAAGAACAAAGAUGCCCGAGAUCUGCGGUUCACCUGCAGUCGCCUGGCACUCCUGUCUGUACUUAGAAGCUGGGCUGGCACCAUUGAGUUCUGUGAUCCGAGCAAACCGUCUGGCCUGAAGGCGAUCGUGGAUGUGUUGUAUCUGAAUCAGCUGGAGGUGAGGAAGUCCAUUCUGGACUUGCUGUACGAAUUGCUGGAGUUGCCGCAGCCUGUGUGGACGGAUGAGUACUCUGUGGCGCUCUCCGUGGUGGAUCCGGCGGACUUCCAGGACAGCUGGCGCCUCAGUGAGGGAUUCGUGGCAAUGGAGGGCAGGAGUGUGUUGCCCACACUCGCCAGUCGCGUGCCAAAUCCGUGUGAGAUUCAUCUGGCUCUCCUGCUGUACUGCUUCCUGGAGGCGGGUCUGCUGGACGCUCUGGGCGAGGUGAUUGUCUCCAGUGACACGUUCAUCUCGGUGAGAGCGACAGUUCUCCUCGGGCGACUGCUGCAUCUCAUGCACACACUCUUGCCGGCGGACAUCUGCAACACGAGUCCAUCUCUGCCAACACUCAUCACGCACGCCGCCCAGGGGAAUCACCAGGCGACGGCGGCCGUGGCUGCUCUGCAGGAUCUGCACCAGAUCAUGAAGAAUCGGCCGGCCUCGUGUUCCCUCUUCCUGGACAGCAUCAUCCAGAGCGGAAGUAUUGUGCACACGAAGCUGUUCAAGCGGGAGAUAAGUGGCAUGAGUGACAAUCCGACGCUCCUGCUCACGAGUCGCUUCAGUGGGACGCUGGAGAGGAAGAGGCACGACUCGGUGGGAUCGUCAAGCACUUCCGGAGCUGGAGAUUUGGGUGGUGAGGGCAGUGUGAAUGGCAGUGGAAGCAGCAAACUCGGCACCAUUAAGAAGUCGGGAAGCUUUAAGCGCAGCAAAUUGCUGCAUUUAUUUGACUCUGGCAAGGAAGUGAGUGAUCGACUGCUGAAGGAGUCCAAUGUGCUGCUGAACAAGGAUGGAAAUGUGUGGGAUUGGGACAUCAUUGUGGCCAUUCUCAAGUCGGACAGUCUGCUGAAGAUGGACGACAAUCAGUGUCGCUUCGUGAGGCGUCUUGUGCACUACUUCAAGCCCAGCAACAAUCGGUUCUCGCAUCAGGAUCUCGGACAUGGCAGGCAUGUGCCGGCCACUGUGCUGGCGGGUGUGGAGCUGGUGGAUUGGCUGCUGCGGUGUCAGGACGGCGGGACGCAGUUCAAGGUGCACAAGUACACGUACUCGCUGGAGUCGCUCAGGCACUUGACGGACCUCUUCGCGGACAUCAAUUCCCACCUGCAGGCCAUCUCGACGUCACGCAGCGCUCACGAUUGCCUGUUCAGUCCACAGCACAUGGUCAGCACGAUGUGCCAGCAGUAUUUCCUCCUCAUCGGACGCAUGUGUCGCAGCGAUCACGGGAUAAACAUUCUGAAGAACACGGACAUCUUCAAUCAGCUCAGGCACUUGGUCACCACGACGAAUCACGUGUGCUACAACAAGCUCAUCGUCUCGGGGCUCGACUACUCGCGCAGUCCCAUGCCGAGGCAGAUUCUGGAGAAGGCGCUCACGGAGGCGGUGAACAGGAGCGGCAGAUUGUACGCCACGCAGUUCCUACUCGUGCUGAUGCGUGCCAAGAUACCGAACUUCGAGAUGUGGGGACUGUCGAUGCUGGUGAAUCAGACAAAGGACACGGAGCAGAGUGUCGUGAAUGCUGCUCUGGAGAUCCUCGAAGAGGCUUGCCACGAACCGCUCUACUUGAAUGAACUCGUGAGCAUGUGGCCACCAUUGGCUAGUCUUGGAGAUGCUGGGAAGCUGGUGAAAGUGAGAUUCUACUCCACCAUCAAGGGAUUGAAUCACAUCAAUGCCAAUAUUGUGGAGCAAACCAAAUACUGGGCCAACAGUUACAACAAGAGGUAUGUUCUCCUCCUGGAGGCGGAUAUUCACUCAAGUCUCACGCUGCACACGAAGAACGAGGACGGAACGUACAGUCGACGGUGCUGUUCGACGCGUCCCACAACAAUCCCGCCCAAUGUCUUGCCACAUCUCUAUGGACAGCUGGUGCAGACGAGCGCCGGCAUGGUGAUUCUGCAGAAGCACGGCAAUCUGCCGAAACUCAUUGAGAUCCUGUCGCAGGGCGUGUGUACGGAUGAGAUGGAGAGUUUGACGCUGAAGUCGGCCAUCUGGGCGCUUGGGCAUGUGUCAACGAGUGCCGAAGGUGUGGAGUAUCUCAAUGAUCCCAUAUCGCGUGUGUACGAGAAGAUCAUCUUCCUGGCGAAGCACUGUGAAGUGUAUUCAGUGAGGGCGACGGCACUGAAUGUGCUGGGAUUGAUUGGCAGCACGAGUGCGGGUGCGAAUAUCCUGUUCAAGUUGGAUUGGAUGUGUGUGAGACACAAUAGGAACACCAUUUGGCCAGUGUGUGAGCCUGAAGAUUGGUUCUCCAAGCACUUGACGCCGAUAAGGCAUCAAAUUGGUGACAUGCCGCCGUACAAUUAUCGUGGCAUUGAGGAGAAUGUGGUGGAUUUUGGGACAACGGCCGAGACGUCGUUCUACUUUGAUGAGGCCAAUGAGAGCAAGCUGAAGUUCGAUGAGUUCUAUGACACCAGUAUUCACAUUUCGGAGGCGACGGACGAAGGAGUGACGCCCAAAUCGAAGUCACGCACGUUGCCGGAGAGUCUGGCGACGCGUGCAAAUGCCAAGCACAUGAGAUCACUGUCGGAGAGUAAGACUUCGGAUGGACUGAGUCUCAUCACGGUGACGAAUAGGACGCGUUUCAACUCUGGCACGGAUUCUAACACAUCCGGCGUGAGCAGUUGUGACUCAAUUGUGGGGAAGAAUAUCAUUGGUGAUCUGCAGCAAACACUCAGUCCCAUUCCGUCGACAUCGAAUCUCCUGGACAUUCGGAAGCCGAGUGAGAAGAGACUGAGGAAGAUCUCCCUGACAGGCGUGCCUAUUCGCGAGAAUACCAUCAGUCCGCAGGAUUUGGAGGGUUAUGCAAAGUUGCGCUCGCUCAGGCGACAUCAGCGGCCGAUGCUGUCGGAAUCGGCGGCUGAUGAGCUGGCCGAGAUGAUGGAUGACGUGAUUCUGCGGACGAAUAAGUUGGAAUUGAGUGAUCAGCAGCGAUCGCUGAAAGUGAGGAGUCUCGAUAGACAAGGAUUCAGUCUCACGCCGUCGUCAAGCUUUAAGAAUGACGAUCUUUCAUCACCCAAAUCGGUGUCCAGUUCCUUGAAGCUCAUGUCAUCGAAUGACUGCAAAGGACCGUGUUAUUCAGGCAUCUGUCUUCCGCGAAACAUCCUGGAUUUGUUCCCGAAGCGCAACACGAGCACGACGUAUGUGUCUCGGUGUACGCAAGAUGUGGAAGUUGGUGAGAUGAACAAUUUGCUGGUGCUGAAGCAGCAAUUCCUCGUGGAUGGCAUUGGUGAGGGUGAUGAGAGUUCCGUGAGCAGUUUGUCUGACAUUUCGACAAAUAGCAAGCGAUCGAAGUGGGCGGGAAAGCACAACAGGAGCAAUUGUCUGCACUGCUGUCGAUCGAAGAUCAAUCGCUUGCAUCCGCGCACAGACAGUGACAUCAAUAUCCGGCGCAAGAGUCAGCACAAUUCGCUGCUGCAGCUGUCGGACAUUAGCUUCCAUUCGCCAGAGAGUGUGCUGAGUGAGGAGAGCAUGCCGGAUAGGAUAACGGCGAGUAUUCUGCGAUAUGUGCAGCGAAUGGCGAAUCCGCUGUGGAGCAAGCAGUCGAAGAUUUCGCUGUUGGAGCUGAAGCAGAAGCAUCCGUACUCGUUUCAGGACAUUUGUCUGUACUCUGAGAUCUGCAAGUCGAUGGGCAGGAAUACUUAUCGGCAGAAUGCGAGGAGAUUCCUGCAGGAGCUCUUCCUGGAUCUCGACUAUGACAGUUUCUACAGUGAGGCUAAUGAGAUUGUGCAGCGACGAGAGCGAGAGGAUGGCGAUAGCGCCAAAGGGAUUCGUCUGGAGUUGGAGAUUGUGGAGCCUGAUCGACCGGGUGUGGAUGAAGUUGAUGCUGCUGAUGUGGCAAACACUUCGGCGGCGCAGAAUUGGCCGGUGGCGUUCCAGAAGUCCACCAAAUUGGGCCUCAAGUCGCCGCCUCUGGCCAGUGUGUAUGAGACGAGUGUGGAGAAUCUGCUGGACAAUGGGAAGUCAACGAAGGUGGUGAAGGUGGAUUGCCACGAGCCGCCGGAGAGUCAGAAGAGGGGCGAUUGGGCGAUGAGGCCGCGCUUCAACACGCUGGAACUAGAUCUGACGUGCACCCACAACAAGUUCCCCAUCACGGACAGGAACAGGAAGAAGGACUACUCGCCCACGUGGUAUGUGGGCAUCUUCGAGGACGGCCUGAAGGAUCUGUCGUCCGCAGCCUUCAGCACGGGCAGCCUUUACUGCGAGAAACGCUUACAGACAUACAAAUCAGAGGCUUCGCUGCCGCGGCCCAGGCGAGAGGAGAAGAAGUAGCCGCAGGAAGUGUGCGCGUAAUUUGAGAGAUGUCUUUGGAAAUGUGUUCCUCUCUUGCUGAGGAGGAGCCUUUCCACUGCAUACACUUUCGAUUCGAAUUUAUUUCACUUGAAUUGUUACUUUAUAUGAUUUUUUUUUCUAAAUAUGAAUUAAUAUAAUGAUUAUUUAAGUG
Molecule: messenger RNA, 5518 nt
Organism: Phlebotomus argentipes
Lineage: Eukaryota; Metazoa; Arthropoda; Insecta; Diptera; Psychodidae
Gene: rictor
Product: rapamycin-insensitive companion of mTOR
Exons: 7
Coding region: 106-5346 (1746 amino acids)
Biological process (GO): TORC2 signaling; positive regulation of phosphatidylinositol 3-kinase/protein kinase B signal transduction
Cellular component (GO): TORC2 complex
Molecular function (GO): protein serine/threonine kinase activator activity
Source: RefSeq, a predicted model, not a curated record